Messenger RNA from Aspergillus aculeatus ATCC 16872, 2080 nucleotides. Its product is annotated as U2 snRNP complex subunit CUS1. Gene Ontology annotation, cellular component: U2-type spliceosomal complex; catalytic step 2 spliceosome; nucleus. Bases 173 to 1843 code for a protein of 556 amino acids. The transcript is spliced from 2 exons. Lineage: Eukaryota; Fungi; Ascomycota; Eurotiomycetes; Eurotiales; Aspergillaceae. The record is from RefSeq and is a predicted model, not a curated record. Gene Ontology annotation, biological process: mRNA splicing, via spliceosome.
ACGCAACUUCCUCGCCGCCCUGCUCCUAGGCACGAGAACCUAGCCUUUUGACCUAAGUACCAUUACUACGCCAUUCACACAGCUUUUCUAGCUUAUCGGUCGCAUUCCUUUGCAGGUUACUGCGAAGCCAAGAGAAGUACAACCGAGUGUUCCAAUCAUACUGAAGCCAGCCAUGAAAGCCAGUAAAAAUCAGCUGAGAAGAGCAAAGAAGAAAGCUCUGAAGUCUCAGAUUAUCCGCGGCACGCCUAAUGGGCAAUCUGCGGGCCAUGACGACCCUUCGCUCCCUGGACCCGAAGUUAUUUCGCAAACCUUUCAGAGUAUCAUAGCUUCGGCGAGGGAUGAUUCACUGUGGCAUUUGUAUAAGGACGUCAUUGGCAAAUUUGAAGACUCCGAAGAUGGAAGAUCGGAAACAAAGGAGCUUCCCAGACCUAUUAUUUAUUUCGAUGACGAUAAUGAAAUCCCGGACGAAGAGGCCAAAGAGCCUAUUCUGUCAAGACGAAAACGGAAGGAGUUGAACAAACUUUCUGUCGCCGAAUUGAAGGCAAUGGUUCGAAAGCCAGAGAUUGUUGAAUGGACGGACACAUCAGCGCCCGAUCCACGGCUGCUUGUUCACCUCAAAUCGCAUCGAAACGUUGUUCCUGUACCAGCGCACUGGUCAUUGAAGCGAGAAUAUCUAUCCUCUAAACGAGGAGUUGAAAAGGCUCCGUUUGCAUUGCCGAAGUUCAUUCAGGAAACGGGGAUAUCUGAGAUGCGUGAUGCUGCUUUAGAGAAGCAAGAGCAGGCGACUUUGAAACAAAAGCAAAGAGAGAGGGUUCAGCCGAAGAUGGGAAGGUUGGAUAUCGAUUACCAAAAGCUCUAUGAAGCAUUUUUUCGAUUUCAAACAAAGCCAGAACUCACACGUUACGGGGAGGUUUACUACGAGGGCAAGGAAUAUGAGACUAAUCUAAGACAUCUUCGGCCUGGAGAGCUUAGUGCUGAGUUAAAAGAGGCUUUGAAUAUGCCCCCGGGUGCUCCACCUCCAUGGUUGAUCAAUCAACAACGUUAUGGUCCACCUCCAUCCUAUCCUGCUCUCAAAAUACCAGGUCUGAACGCUCCCCCGCCUCCAGGCGCGAUGUGGGGAUAUCACCCGGGUGGAUAUGGAAAGCCUCCGGUCGAUGAGCAUAAUAGGCCCCUCUACGGUGGUGACAUCUUCGGUGUUCUGCAGCCUCAGCAGGCUGUCCAGCAGGGUGAGCCUGUGGAGAAGGAUCUUUGGGGCGAAUUGCAGGCACCGGAGUUAAGUGAUGAUGAGAGCGAUGACGAUGAAGAAGACGCAGCUAGCAGUGUUGGGGAUGGUGAUGAGGAUGUGGACACGGGAAUGCAAACUCCUAGUGGUUUGGAGACGCCCAGUGGGUUGACAUCCGCUGUUCCAACGGAGACAGGCGGCCCUGAAAGCAUUGCUGGUGAGUUCGACGUGCGGAAGCAUUAUCGAGGAACUCAAACAGAGGAAUCCGCGGCCCAGAGAAGCGCCUUCCAGAUUAUCCCUGAGAGGCAGGCUCAUGUCCAGGGAUUUUUUGGGGCUGAUAGAGUCUAUGAUCUUCACAAAACCUCGGACAGCCUACCGGUUCUGGGAUCUGAUGACAGCACCAGAAAGCGGAAAAAGCCGGGUGAUGUCGAUGUUUCUUUUGACCCAGAUGCUUUGCAGACGGGAGACGGAAUGGGGCAGGCUGAUAUCAGGAGACUCUACGAGUCACAGAAGCAUCGCGACAUGGACCCUGGGUGGAAUUUCCAGGAGGACUUGAGUGACAUGAUUGCUCAUGAGAGUCGUAAAAGGCUGAGAAAAGAGGAAGAGAAACGUAAGAGAUAGAAGGUACAUUCUAGUACUUAGUCAGGUCAUAGAAGCAGGGUGACUGAAGCAGACUCCACUGUUCCACCAUUGCGAGUUCUGCUGUUCUCGACCUGGUGCUCUUAUCAGUUGCUGGAAUUAGAUGUUAAGCUAUCCUGGACUCUCUGUUUUUACUGUUAGGCGAAUCAACUAAACCUUUUCCUAAAUUAUAGAUGUGAGAUACUAUACUUUUCUACUGAGCCUCGGCUGACUAUCUCU